This is a messenger RNA of Ilyonectria robusta, 447 nucleotides long. RefSeq lists its product as uncharacterized. The record is from RefSeq and is a predicted model, not a curated record. The transcript is spliced from 2 exons. NCBI's taxonomy places the organism in Eukaryota, Fungi, Ascomycota, Sordariomycetes, Hypocreales, Nectriaceae. Bases 1 to 447 code for a protein of 148 amino acids.
AUGGCGGUCCUAAAUUACGAAUACGACCCUUCACUUGUGUCAGACCCUGUGCGAGAACUUCUUAAUAGUCUCUUUGGAAAUGCCGAUAUACGGGAAGCAAAGGAUGCGUGGUUGAACUGCUUUACCGAUGACGCCAAGAUUUGGAGAAAUGGGAAGUCCUCAAACGGCGGAGCAGAAAUAAAGCAAAUGAUCAACAAUUCUUGGAUUAACGUGACUUCUCGGAGUCAUCGGCCGGCCAAGGUCUACUCUUUCGAUGCUGCGUCAUCUGAACUAAUGGUCGACGGCACCACGGUGUAUAAUUGGGAAGACGGGACGACGAAGACUGGAGUGUGGGCAUGCAGAAUCCGUAUCCAGAAGGUCGAUGGCCAACCCAAGAUCUGCGAUUAUCAUGUCGUCUUUGUAUGCUUCCUUUCUUCUAUCAAUUCGCAUUGGCCAAGUAAAGGCUAA